Molecule: messenger RNA, 2883 nt
Organism: Cyprinodon variegatus (sheepshead minnow)
Lineage: Eukaryota; Metazoa; Chordata; Actinopteri; Cyprinodontiformes; Cyprinodontidae
Gene: znf366
Product: zinc finger protein 366
Exons: 7
Coding region: 105-2384 (759 amino acids)
Biological process (GO): regulation of transcription by RNA polymerase II
Cellular component (GO): nucleus
Molecular function (GO): DNA-binding transcription factor activity, RNA polymerase II-specific; RNA polymerase II cis-regulatory region sequence-specific DNA binding
Source: RefSeq, a predicted model, not a curated record
AGGAAGAGCACUCGGGCUCAGGUACAACAGCAACAAGAGCAGCAACAGCACUUCAGCCCAAAGCAUCAUAGAGAAAAAAAAACAAGUCCUUCAGCUGAAAAAAGAUGGAGAAAGACAUGGUGAACUUCUCACCAGGUGGAAGCCCAUCUCAAGGAGAUAAGCUGCGACAAACACCUCAGCAGGGUUUCUACUUGGGCCCGGCCCCACUUUACAUCAAACCCCCAAGAUUCUCCUCUCCCCGUUACCCCGGCAUGUCGCCCACCAUAGACCCCUACAGUGCUUUCACGCGGCCUGCAUUCUUCCCUAUGCACGGGAUGGGUUAUGCUCCAAAAGAAGAAUCCCAAAAACAGAAGAGACUUCUACUCAAAACAGGCACCCAUGGGGGCGAAUCACAGGAGACUGAACAAGAAGAGGCAGAAGAGAGCAGUAGUAAGAGGAAGUUGAACAUCCCUCAUGUCCCCUUUGCCUUUCCACCUAGCUCCAUUUCCUCCACAGCUUCCAGACCAGUCCCUGGGAUGAUUGAGCUUAGCAGGCUGCAGCUCCACAACAGAUCAGCAGGUUUGAGUUUACCGGUGCAGGUGAAGCAGGAGCCUCCCAGUCCUUCCUCCCUUUGGCCUACUUCCCCUCUCCUUCUCCACCCCUCUUACUUCGCACCUCUGGCACACAGUCCAUUUCCAUACCCCGUCUUCAUGCCUGGGCCUCUCAUGCACAUCCCACCCACUGCCUUCUACUCCAGAGAGGACCCCCGCCCCAGCAAGACCCCCCGUGAUGAAGCUCCCCGAAGUGAGACAUCCAACUCCGAGAAGGUUGGUCUCAACAUCCAUGUGGAUGACAGCUACUAUGUAGACGUCGGUGGGGACCAGAAGAGAUGGAAAUGCCGCAUGUGUGAAAAAUCCUACACCUCCAAGUACAACCUGGUCACGCACAUCCUGGGCCACAAUGGGAUCAAGCCGCAUGGGUGUCACCUCUGCGGAAAGCUUUUCAAGCAGCUGAGUCAUCUGCACACGCACCUGCUCACACACCAGGGCAUGAGGCCCCACAAGUGCAAGGUGUGCCACAAGGCAUUCACCCAAACUAGCCACCUGAAGAGACACAUGAUGCAGCACAGUGAUGUGAAACCAUAUAGCUGUAGUGUGUGCGGCAGAGGCUUCGCUUAUCCCAGCGAGCUUCGCGCCCAUGAGCUGAAGCACGAGAAAGGGCAGGAAAACGUGUGUGUCGAGUGUGGUCUGGACUUCCCCACCCUGGCCCAGCUCAAGCGGCACCUUACAGUCCAUCGUGGUCCGACCUUGUACAGGUGCGCGGAGUGCCAGAAGACUUUCCAGUAUCCAAGUCAGCUUCAGAACCACAUGAUGAAACACAAGGACAUCAGACCGUACAUCUGCAGUGAAUGUGGGAUGGAGUUCAUCCAGUCGCACCACCUCAAACAGCACACACUCACUCACAAAGGAGUGAAAGAGCACAAGUGUCGCAUCUGUGGGCGUGAGUUCACGCUGUUGGCCAACAUGAAGCGCCACGUCCUCAUUCACACCAACAUACGGGCCUACCAGUGCCACAUGUGUUUCAAGAGCUUCGUUCAAAAGCAGACGCUCAAGGCUCACAUGAUCGUCCACUCAGACAUCAAGCCCUAUAAAUGCAAGCUUUGUGGGAAAGAAUUUAACAGAAUGCACAACCUCAUGGGUCACAUGCAUCUUCACUCAGACAGCAAGCCCUUCAAAUGCCUCUACUGCCCAAGCAAGUUCACUUUAAAGGGGAACCUCACCAGACACAUGAAGGUUAAACAUGGAGUCAUGGACAGAGGACUGGAUGAAAGAUUGUUUCGUCAAAGAGGACGUCUCUGCCUAGCCACACCGAUGGGUCUCAUCUCCCACUUCAACCAAGAGGAACCGUUUGACCUCUCCCAGAAACCUCCAGGUUUGCCCAGCCUCCGUCUCUCGCAGUCUGAUGGUGAGAGCAUCCCAGGAAGCUCCUGUCAAGAGGAGGAUGAGGAGAGUUUGUACAGGAGGAGCCAGUAUAGUCCAGGAAUGGACCAGCAAGAGCCAUCAGACGGGGAUCAUUACAUUUCUGACCUGAAAAAGGAACAGAAUGCUCAGACUGAUAAACUUCGAACUGGCAAGACUCCCAAACUAAAGAAGUAUCAGGAAAGUUCAGAGGAGGAGUCUUAUGAAGGAGAAAAAAAAGCACAAGAGCAAUUUGAUACUACUCAUCGCCUCUUACAAUCAGAGUCAUCUAAUGAAUCUGAUGCAGAGGUAGAGCAGGUGUACACCUCUGAAAGAGUCCGCAUAGAGUCCUGUGACUAUGACACGAUUUCAGAAGAUGAGUGUGAGCAAAGCAAAAGAACCCUGGAAGGUAGUCAUGAGGCCAUGGAUGUAGCGGAGAAGAACUGAAAGAUGAUAGAGCUCAUGAAAUUAGAAAGUGAGGAAAGAAAGAAUAAAAGUACACUGGUCUUCAUCAAAUCAGAUUAAACCUUCCCUACUAAAAGUCAGACAGGAUUUCAAUAAUUCUAAUAAUUAUUCCAGAUUUGUAAUACACUUCAUCAUAAAAUAACAUUUUAGCUAAAUGGAUCUACUCCUGUUGGUGUGUUUUAACUGGUCAAUUCUUUGUGCAAUGAAUUAAAAAUAAUCAAGACAUCUCGAAGAGGAACGAUUUCAAGAUGCCUGAAGGUGCAUGGUUAUGUGUUCGAAAAUUAUCUGCAAGCACAACAAUGGCAAUGUCUAGCCGUCAGAUUUUUUCUUUUAAAUAGACUGGUAAAAGAUAAUGUUUUGUUAGAUUCUCAGUUUUACAACUGAAAGGGAACAUGGAUAUUUUGGUUUAAUGUGGAAUAAGGAAAAGAUGUUGAUAUAUAGAUCAGAGAACACACGUGGAUACUUAAAGCUGUGAAUUGUU